AUGCCACCAAAGAAGAAAGGAGUUGUUGAGAAACCAGUUUUAUUAGGUAGACCAGGUAAUAAUUUAAAAUCAGGUAUUGUUGGUUUAGCAAAUGUCGGUAAAUCUACUUUUUUUCAAGCUAUAACUAGAUGUCCUCUUGGUAAUCCAGCAAAUUAUCCAUUUGCAACCAUUGAACCAGAAGAAGCAAGAGUUAUUGUUCCAUCAGAAAGAUUUGAUAAAUUAUGUGAAUUAUAUAAACCAAAAAGUGAAGUUCCUGCUUUCUUAACUGUUUAUGAUAUUGCGGGUUUAACAAAGGGAGCGCAUGCUGGUGAAGGUUUAGGUAAUAAUUUCUUAUCAAAUAUUAGAGCUGUUGAUUCUAUUUUUCAAAUGACUAGAUGUUUUGAUGAUGCAGAUAUUAUUCAUAUUAAUGAUGAAGUUAAUCCAAUUGCAGAUUUAGAUAUUAUUUUAGAUGAAUUAAGAUUAAAAGAUAUUGAAUUUGCUCAAAAAUAUUUGGAAGGUAUUGAAAAAAUUACUAAAAGAGGUGGUCAAUCAUUAGAAGUUAAACAAAAGAAAGAAGAAGCUGAAUUAGUUAAAAAAAUUAUCGAAUUAUUAGAAAGUGGUCAAAGAGUUGCUAAUCAAACUUGGACUGCAAAAGAAGUUAUUACAAUUAAUGAUAUGUUAUUACUAACUGCUAAACCAUGUAUCUACUUAAUUAAUUUAUCAGAAAAAGAUUAUAUUAGAAAAAAAAAUAAAUGGUUAUUAAAAAUUAAAGAAUGGGUUGAUAAAAAUUCUCCUGGUGAUAUGAUUGUUCCAAUUUCUGUAUCAUUUGAAGAAAAAUUAGCAAAUAUGUCAAGUGAUGAAGAAAGAGAAGCUUAUUGUAAAGAAGUCGGUGCUCAAUCUGCUUUACCUAAAAUUAUUAUUGCAAUGAGACAAAAAUUAGAUUUAAUAUCUUUCUUUACUGGUGGUCCAGACGAAGUUAGAGAAUGGACUAUUAGAAAAUGGUAUACUGCACCACAAGCUGCUGGUACUAUUCAUACAGAUUUAGAAAGAACUUUUAUAUUGGCUCAAGUUAUAAAAUAUCAAGAUUUAAUUGAACUUGGUGAUGAAGCAAGUGUUAAAGCUGCAGGUAAAUUAUUACAAAAGGGUAAAGAUUAUUUUGUUGAAGAUGGUGAUAUCAUUUAUGUCAAAGCUGCAGAAGGUAAAGCUAGAUAA
Molecule: messenger RNA, 1191 nt
Organism: Insectozyma verbasci
Lineage: Eukaryota; Fungi; Ascomycota; Pichiomycetes; Serinales; Debaryomycetaceae
Source: the annotation of a GenBank genome assembly